Messenger RNA from Pyrenophora tritici-repentis Pt-1C-BFP, 1892 nucleotides. The record is from RefSeq and is a predicted model, not a curated record. Lineage: Eukaryota; Fungi; Ascomycota; Dothideomycetes; Pleosporales; Pleosporaceae.
AUGACCAGCAAUGCCCAUUCGCUCCUAACUCCCUCUGCCCCCGCUGGCCUUCACCACGACGGCCCCACGGCCCACGCCAGCUCGCCGCGACACACGUCGAGGCCAGCCUCCCCGUCUAGUCGCCCUGCCGCCGAUCCAGACCAUGAUCAGGAUGCAGAGGGCGAGUCGGAAGCCGAGACGGUCGUCUUGUCACGCGAUGAGAAGCCUGUUGACGCUGUCGACGACGACAAUGACAAGCUGAUCAAGAAGGAGCGCCUCGACGACGACCAUGACAACCCCAACAACAAUCCCAACCACAAUCAUAAUAGCGCCGAUGCCGAUGCCGAUACCGACGACGCGAAACGCCUGCGCUCCAGCAACGGCCAUGUCAAGGCCAACGGCACCAGCCACGCCGCGCGACACAUCAAAGAAGGCAGCUCCCAGGACUCGGGAAAGUCGCCUGCCCCAUCUGCCCUCUCCCCUACACAAACAACGACGCGCGGUCGCAGUGCUUCGACCGUCGAGAACCGCAAGCGCAAGUUACGCGACGAAUCCUUCCCAAAGUCCUUUGAGCCUCCGCGCCAAAAGGCCAGGACAGAGGGUCUCAAAGACGCGCCCAAUUCACCCGCCACACCCGCUUUUGGCCGCCCUCACAAGCGCUCCCAGUCCACACAAUCCACAAUCUCAGCUAUGACCGGCCGCAAGCGCCGCGACGUCACCAACCUCGCCUUGUCGACAGAAGCCGACGAGCAUUGGGCGGGUUCCAGUUCGGACCACUCAACAUCGCCUCAGCCCACGUCCGCACCCUAUCUCCAGCAACACGCCCGAGUGAAGCGUUCUUCACACCGUGCCCUGACCUCGCCCGCACGCACCAUGCCCCAGCGCAAGAUCGACAGAUUCGGCGCUACCCGACUCGCUCGAGAAAGUGAAAAAGGCGACCUGGAGGCUGUCAAGGAAGCAUAUGAAGAGGCACCAGACGAGCUGGACCAGGCUGAUUACGCCGGUAUUGCCCCCUUACAAAAGGCCGCCCUGCAUGGAUGGGCUCCCGUGGUCCGCUAUCUCAUCAACAAGGGCUGCCGUACAGAUUGCGAGAGUCACGAUCGGGACACCCCCCUCAUCGAUGCUGUAGAGAAUUCGCAUCUGGACGUAGUCCGGCUGCUGCUCAACCAAGGCCAGGUCAAUCCGCAUCAUUCCAACAAAAAAGGCCAACGUGCCAUCGACGUGUUGGACCCUGAGGAUGAAGACGCGGCGGAAAUAGAAAAAGAACUCAAGGAGGCUAUGAAGAGGCGGGUAGACACUUCCACAAACGACCACGAGCGAUCCCAGAAACAAGCAAAAACAGCCUCGCGUCUGCUGUACAAUGAAUUCAACGUCGAGACCUUGAUCGAAAAAGCUGGCGACGGUGAUAUUCUCGCUGUAGGCGAGCUAAUCAACAGCAACAUCAAGCCGAACAUAACCUGUGGAGUUGCUGCGGCACGAGGUGGACACUAUGACAUCCUCAGCAUCCUACUAGCAAGUGGCCUAAAGGCCGACCCCGACCCGUCCAAGCAUCCGGAGACACCUAUGACAGUAGCCAUCGGUCGCGGAUAUCUCAAAAUCAUACAGCUGCUUCUCGAGCAAGACAACUUCAACCCUACGCGCCGAAACAAGGAUAACAAGACCUACUACGAAAUCUCAGAGGAGCGACAUGGCCCAAAGUGGGAAGAAGAGAGGGAUAUGCUCAAACGCGCAUGUGAUGAGUACCAAGCAACCCACCGGAGCCCUCGUAGGGUCAAGAAAGAAGCCCCCAGCGCUUCAAGCCAGCGCAUCAAGCGAAAGUCCCCUCCACGACGAGAGCGAUCAUCGUCACCGCGAACAGAGCCGAAACGCGCCCAUCAUGCAAAAUCGACGACAGCGACCACUGCACCCCAAAA